Molecule: messenger RNA, 933 nt
Organism: Penicillium argentinense
Lineage: Eukaryota; Fungi; Ascomycota; Eurotiomycetes; Eurotiales; Aspergillaceae
Product: oxidoreductase, 2OG-Fe(II) oxygenase family
Exons: 2
Coding region: 1-933 (310 amino acids)
Biological process (GO): peptidyl-proline hydroxylation to 4-hydroxy-L-proline
Cellular component (GO): endoplasmic reticulum
Molecular function (GO): L-ascorbic acid binding; procollagen-proline 4-dioxygenase activity; iron ion binding
Source: RefSeq, a predicted model, not a curated record
AUGGCGUCGAUGCCGAAAUUUUCCACCGUCAUUUCGUGGCUGAUCUACUCCGUCCCUAUCUACAUCUUCGUCCUCAACCCGUUGCUCCAGCAAGUCGUCCCGAAACCCGUGUCCUCCCUGUGGGAUGCGAACUAUGCAUCUGACGACUGGGACGAUUCAGCUCCGGGAUUGAACCUCACCGACGACAGUUUCAUUAGUCCCGAAGAUGGGGUGCCACUGAACUGCGCGGGGGAGCCGGCUGGGUACAAGGUGCAUCUGCUGUCGCGGACGCCACUCAUCUUGUACAUUGAGAAUUUCCUUAGCGAUGAGGAAGCGGACCAUCUAGUUGAUACUAGCCUGAACAAGUACACCCCUUCCAUUGUCUACGACGGCUUCACCGAACGAGUCGAUCCAAACAAACGCCUCUCCGACCGAGCCCUCCUCGACCGCGACGACACCGUCCGCUGCCUCGAAGACCGCGCCCGCGCAUUCCAGGGCUGGCGCCCACACCUGUACAUCGAGCGCAUGUGGGCGCAGCGCUACAAUGCGUCCGGCCACUACCGACACCACUACGACUGGACCGGGUCCCUCGCGCGCGGCGGCGAUCGCCUCAGCACAUUCAUGGUAUAUCUGGCCGCAGACUGCGAGGGUGGCGGGACGAAUUUCCCUCGUCUGCAAAUGCCGGCUGGGAAACAGUGGUGCCGAUUUUUGGAAUGCGAGGACGAGCAGUCCGAGGCCGAAGGGGGAGCGGGCGAAGGGUGGGAUCGGGCGACGUCAAAGAAGGACGGGAUUACGUUCAAGCCGAUCAAGGGGAAUGCCGUUUUCUGGGAGAAUCUCCGGCCUGAUGGGACCGGGUAUACCGAGACCUGGCACGCCGCGUACCCGGUCACGUCUGGGACCAAGGUUGGGCUGAAUAUUUGGAGUUGGUAUCAGCCGCCGAAGAGGAGGAGAUGA